Molecule: messenger RNA, 1694 nt
Organism: Rhizophagus irregularis DAOM 181602=DAOM 197198
Lineage: Eukaryota; Fungi; Glomeromycota; Glomeromycetes; Glomerales; Glomeraceae
Source: RefSeq, a predicted model, not a curated record
UUUUUUUUUUCAUUUUAUCAUUUUAUUUUAACAUUGUCUUCUUACGUCCAUGUUUUUAUCUCAUAUUUCCUUAUAAAAUACGUAUAGUUAAUUUUUAAAUAAUAAUGUUAACCCAAAAGGACUUUUUACUAAAUAGUUGUUCAACGACGUCAUUUCCUCGAAAUAACAAUUCUUAUAAUUUACAUACGACAAAAAUUAUAUGUUUCAUAUUAAUUAUAUUAUCAAUACUAAUACCCGUUCGUUCUCACGUCGUAAAAAGAGCAUCAACGUGUAAUACUUCUAAAUCUCCUGAAGAAACUCCCCCCACUACAUUGUUUUGUAGUCCUGAAGAAGGCAGUGAAUAUAAAGUCGGUCAAAUCGUCAAUCUGAGUUGGAAUCCUUAUAAUCCUUCAUUAGCUAUUGAAACGGAAGUGGAAGUUUAUCUUCUUAGACAGCAACAAAAUACUAGUGGAAUUGAAGAUACGAUUAUAUUAAAUCCAAAAAUUUCAACAGCAUAUCUAUUAGAACCUAUAGAAGAAAACUCUAUAGAUUUUACUGUAGAAUCUGGAUGGUUUCCUGAUUAUAAUAAUUCAAUUCCGAACGAAAAUAGUAAACACACUUUUGUAUUUAGAGUAAUUCCAAAGGGACAUUAUGAAAAUCUCAAUCUCGAUAUUUACAAAUCUAAAGAAUUUAUAGCUAUAGAAUCGAAACCAACAUUAAAAUCAGAACCAGUUGCUUCAAUAUCUGUUAAGACUGUUCAAGCAGCUGCUCCCACGAAUACUGUUACACCGCCAAUUAAUUCAGGAGAUCAGAAAAAAGAUAAAUCCGAAAAAAAUGUGUUUAAUGUGUUUAUAGCAGUUGCUAGUGUUGCUGCAUUUUUAGCCUUUAUUGCGAUUGUUAUUGCUAUCAGGAAUAGAAAACGUGUCAAUAAUCAAACUAAACAAAGUUUAUCAAAUCUUUCUAUGAGUUCAAGCACUCCAAUGAUUACUCCUUUGUCCAUUGGCAAAUUCGGAAGUAAUAAUCGUGACUCUGAAUCCCCUGUGGAAGCGGAGUCGAUUCAUUCCACAACUCCACUUGCGAAUAAAGAUGAAAUGCGCUUAAAUCCGAAAUCUAAAGUUUCUUUCGAAAAUCAACCGAUAUCUGCUUCAGAUGCUGCACUUCUUUCAGAUGCAUUCCGUAAAGUACUGCGAAAGCCAGAUUGGAAACCAGAAGAUGAUGAGGAUGAUGAUACUAAUCUAUCACAGGAAGAACGUUUACGGAGGAGAGAAGCGAAAGAAUUAAUGAAAAAAGAACUUGCAGAAGAAGGAACUGAUUUACAGAAUAUUUCAAUAAGGCAUACUAAAGUAGAGAUUCGUAAUAUAAGUGAUGAACUAGGAAAAGAUGGUGCUAGCCUUUCAUCAGAGUCUGAAUCAAAAUAAAAAGAUUGUUAGUUUGUAUUUUAUUUGCUCAUUAGUAGUGAGCUUGGGAAUUGUAUUUCCAAUAAGUCUUUUUUGUUAAUAUAAAUUCUUGUACUAAUCUGUAUUUUAUUGUUACUAUUUACUAAUCCGGUGAUUUAUUGUUAUUAUAGAUUUUACAUUUAUAAUCAAAAAUAUGAUAGAUAAGGGUUAGGUGUAUACCAUUCUUUAUUAUUUUCUUUUAGCAAAUUAUUUUCAUAUUGAAUUUGAAAGUGUUUUUAUUUAAAACUUGUAAUUAUACCUGUUGACGUAAUAAUUAAC